UUGCCGCGGUGGUCAUUGGAUCCGCAUCGACGACAAACAGAAGUAGGACAACCGACGAUGCUGUGACUAAGUUGGGAACAAAGAGGACAGGGUUUGGAACGACGGGAGUUGGCGUCUUUGCGAGAGGCAGUGUCGGUGUCUUGGGCAAUGGCGGUGAGACCUGUGAUGUUGCUACGGGUGUCAAGAUGGUGGUCACCGGCGAAUCUCAUCACUUUCGCGUAGAUGUCGUCAAUAGUGAGAUUGUCGAUGUCGCGUUCGAAAAUCUCAGAACAGAGGAGGUGAUAUUCAUUGCCAUGACUGUAUAA
This is a messenger RNA of Sphaeroforma arctica JP610, 305 nucleotides long. RefSeq lists its product as hypothetical. The annotation marks the transcript as partial. NCBI's taxonomy places the organism in Eukaryota, Ichthyosporea, Ichthyophonida. The transcript has a single exon. The record is from RefSeq and is a predicted model, not a curated record.